AGGGAGGAUGCCAGGGGUCGGUUCCGUUGUGCUGAGCGGCCGAGGGCGCUGGGGCCGGAGCGCCGAGCUGUGGGCCGUUCCUGGGCCAGGUCCGCGGUGCCGGGGCAGAGCGAGGCGAGAAGCGCACUGCCUUCUCGCGCGUGCCCUUCUCCCCUUGGCAUCUGCAGUCGGGCAAGGGUUCUGCGGUUUACUGUUGCAUCCUUUGCACCGGUGAAUGUGCGACGCAGGGGCACUGCUCCUCUGAAAGGCUUGACCGGCAGAAUGGAAGGAAGCUGUGGUGCAGACUGCCCUCUGUGGAGCCUUUGAAGACAAUAAAAUCCUGUUCAGUUCCACAGGCUCUUCUCUGGAUCACGUGCUAUGGUGAAAAAUGUUUCGGAAAGGCAAAAAGCGACACAGUAGUAGCAGUUCCCAAAGUAGUGAAAUCAGUACCAAGAGCAAGUCUGUAGAUUCCAGCCUUGGGGGCCUGUCCCGAUCCAGCACUGUGGCCAGCCUCGAUACAGACUCCACCAAAAGCUCAGGACAAAGCAACAAUAACUUAGAUACUUGUGCAGAAUUUCGAGUAAAGUAUGUUGGUGCCAUUGAGAAGCUGAAACUCUCUGAGGGAAAAGGCCUGGAAGGACCACUAGACCUGAUAAAUUAUAUAGAUGUUGCCCAGCAAGAUGGAAAGUUGCCUUUUGUUCCCCUGGAGGAAGAAUUUAUUAUGGGAGUUUCCAAGUAUGGGAUAAAAGUAUCAACGUCAGAUCAGUAUGACGUGUUACACAGGCAUGCUCUGUACUUAAUCAUCCGGAUGGUGUGUUACGAUGAUGGCCUCGGGGCAGGAAAAAGCUUACUGGCUCUUAAGACCACAGACGCCAGUAAUGAAGAAUACAGCCUGUGGGUCUAUCAGUGCCACAGCCUGGAACAAGCACAGGCAAUCUGCAAAGUUUUGUCCACUGCGUUUGACGCCGUGUUAACCUCUGAGAAAUCCUGAUCUCUGCACUCAGGCAAAGGAAGCCAACCUCACCCGAGAGUCAGCUGUUUUCUCAAUCAUCUGCUUUCAAUCUGCAAUGCUGAACUAUUACAGAAAGAUGAGGUGAUGCCCUGCUCCAAUUUUCUGAAGAAAGUGCAAUGUCUACACUAUUGACCAUUUGUUUUUGUAUUAAAAUAUGUCUAAUUAAACAGUGAGUUGACUCUCAA
Ictidomys tridecemlineatus (thirteen-lined ground squirrel) is the source of this 1176-nucleotide messenger RNA. It is a transcript of the gene Itgb1bp1, whose product is annotated as integrin subunit beta 1 binding protein 1. NCBI's taxonomy places the organism in Eukaryota, Metazoa, Chordata, Mammalia, Rodentia, Sciuridae. The record is from RefSeq and is a predicted model, not a curated record. Gene Ontology annotation, cellular component: cytoskeleton; ruffle; cell periphery. Gene Ontology annotation, biological process: negative regulation of substrate adhesion-dependent cell spreading; negative regulation of focal adhesion assembly. Gene Ontology annotation, molecular function: integrin binding.